Messenger RNA from Eurytemora carolleeae, 3540 nucleotides. RefSeq names its product protein argonaute-4. The record is from RefSeq and is a predicted model, not a curated record. The transcript is spliced from 25 exons. The coding region runs from base 43 to 2736 and encodes 897 amino acids. Gene Ontology annotation, molecular function: protein binding; RNA binding. Lineage: Eukaryota; Metazoa; Arthropoda; Copepoda; Calanoida; Temoridae.
AUAUGAGAUAAUUUCAGAAUAGAAAAUAUUUACUUCAACACAAUGAAAACUGAGAUAAACAUAACGGAGCUGAAUAUUUUCACAGAAUCUAUUAUAACAGAUUAUACUCCCCCGGACUCAAGGGAGUGUUCUAACUCUCCUCCCUCCAGACCAGCCUCCCCGCCCACUAAACGGAAGUUUCAUGCCCAACGCAGGCCUGCGCUAGGGCAGGAGGGUAAACCCAUUUCUCUCAGAGCAAAUCAUUUAGAGGUAUCUGUUAAACCCGGGUACAUAUACCAGUACAACGUCAACAUUACACCUGGUGGAUGUCCAAGACGUGUGAAUCGUGAAAUUGUAAAAACUAUGGUGGAUGCUUAUACAGCCAUAUGGAGAACUUCAAUGGGUCCUAUUCUCCCUGUAUAUGAUGGUAGAGAGAGCCUGUAUACUAUUGAACCUAUACCAAGUGUAGAGGAUAAGGAGAAUCUUGAACUCCAGGUAACCCUAGCAGCGCAUGAUGGGAGGGAGAGAUCUUUUAUGGUCAUGGUCUCUUAUGAGCAAAAGAUCUCCUUGUAUGAUCUGCUGUCUAGUAUUGAAGGUCGUCUUCGAGAAGUGCCGGAAGAUGCUGCUUUUGCUUUAGAUGUUGUUAUGCGACACCUACCUAGUAUGCUGUAUACUCCCGUAGGGCGUUCGUUCUUUUCCCCGCCUACCAACUAUUUCCACCCCCUUGGAGGGGGUAGAGAGGUUUGGUUUGGUUUUCACCAAUCUGUUCGGCCUUCACACUGGAAGAUGACGCUUAACAUAGAUGUCUCUGCAACAGCUUUCUACAAAGGACAAUCAGUUGUGGAGUUUGCUUCAGAGUUGCUAGAUCUCAGAAAUCUUGAAUCUGGUGUUCAACUCAACGACACCCAGCGCUCUAGGCUUGCCAAAGAGUUGAAAGGACUGAAGGUGGAGAUCACCCAUUCUCAGAUUGCGCGCAAAUACCGCGUUUGCAAUCUUACGCGACGAAGUGCGCAGAUGCAAUGCUUUCCGCUUCAGCUGGAGAACGGUCAAACUGUGGAGUGUACUGUGUCAAAGUUCUUCAUGGACAAAUACAGGAUGAAACUAAGAUAUCCAGGUCUACCCUGUCUCCAGGUUGGACAGGAGCACAAGCAUACCUAUCUACCCAUGGAGGUAUGUCGUAUAGUAGCUGGGCAGAGAUGUUUGAAGAAGUUGACCGACCUACAGACCUCAACUAUGAUCAAGGCAACCGCUAGAUCUGCUCCAGAUAGAGAGAGAGAAAUUAGGAAUCUAAUCACCAAAGCUGAUUUCAACAAUGAUCCCUAUGUGAAGAAGUUUGGUCUGGAUGUAUCCCAAAGAAUGAUGGAAACCCAGGGUAGGGUUCUGAACCCUCCUAAACUGGAAUAUGGUUCCAGGAGUGCCAGAACAUUCACAGUGCCCAGUCAAGGAGUUUGGGACAUGCGAGGAAAACAGUUCUAUGAAGGGAUGACAAUUAAACAUUGGGCAAUUGCCUGCUUUACACCUCAGCAGUCAGUCAAACCCCAGGAUCUGAAGCUGUUUGUUGACCGUCUAAGCCAGAUCUCCAGCGACCUGGGAAUGAGGAUAAUCAGAGAACCCUGCUUCUGUAAAUAUAUUCAUGAUGCUACCAGUGUUAUGCCCAUGUUCAACUUCCUUAAGAAAGAGUUCCCUGAGUUGCAGCUGAUUGUUGUUGUACUCCCUGGGAAAACUCCCGUCUAUGCUGAAGUCAAGAGAAUGGGGGACAGUGUUUUAGGAAUUGCAACCCAGUGUAUCAAGUCCAAGAAUGUGACCCGGACAACUGCCCAGAUGUUGUCGAACCUAUGCUUGAAGAUCAACGCUAAGCUGGGGGGGAUAAACACCAUCCUAGUUCCAGAGAACAGGAUCAGGAUAUUCAGUGAGCCUCUGAUGUUCCUUGGAGCUACUGUGACCCAUCCCCCAGCUGGAGACACAAAGAAGCCAAGCAUUGCUGCUCUUGUUGCCUCAGUUGAUGCUCAUCCAUCAUUGUACAGUGCUGUAGUCAGGAUACAAAUGGCAAGGAUGGACGUGAUCAAUGCUUUGUAUGAGAUGGUUAAAGAGUCCUUGGUCAACUUCUAUGUCAAGACUGGAUUCAAACCUCAUAGGAUUGUGAUGUACCGUGAUGGUGUUUCAGAGGGUCAAUUUGCUUCUGUACUUCAAAACGAACUGCUUGCCAUUAGGAAAGCUUGUGUAUCCCUGGAGACGGAUUACCGGCCCGGCAUCACCUUCAUUGUUGUACAGAAGAGGCAUCACACACGGCUGUUCUGCGCCAAUCCAAGGGAUCAGUCGGGACGGUCCGGUAAUGUACCGGCAGGAACCACUGUGGAUUCUAACAUCACUCACCCAACAGAGAAUGAUUUCUAUCUCUGUUCUCAUCAAGGAAUCCAGGGCACUAGUCGACCCUCCUACUACCGUUGUUUGUGGGAUGAUAAUCAGCUGACUGCUGAUGAAUUGCAGACCAUGACCUACUCUCUCUGCCAUACAUACGCCAGAUGUACAAGAAGUGUUUCUAUCCCUGCUCCCGCUUACUACGCUCAUCUAGUUGCCAUCAGAGCAAGAUACCACAUCAUAGACAAGGAUGUGGAUACUGACCAAGGAAGUGUGUAUAGUGAUCAAACAACCGCCACAACAGGAUCAGGGAACAAUGUUGAUGACUCAAGGUACAUCAACGUGGAGAAGGCAAUGCAAGUUCAUGCUUGCAGUAAAAAUGUCAUGUACUUUGCUUGAACAUUACAUACAGUACAAUACAUCGCUUGCAUAGUAAUCACAUUGCAUAGCAUGAAUAGUACACACAGUGCUUAGCUUGGACAUUGUAGACAGUACAGUACUCGAGUAGUAAACUAAGUACAUUGCUUGGAUAGUAAGUACACUUAAUAACUUUGCUUUUACUGCAGUACACAACGAAUUUGGUUGUACACACAGUACUUAAAGUUUUGAAAGUUUGAAGUAUUAAAUAGUACACACAGUACUUCUGCUUUGAAAAUUGACGCGGUACAUAGUACUUUGCAAACUGUACUUAAUGUACUUAAAGUGUUUUCCUGAAACCAAAAAUCAAAUUUACUGAGAGUACAAAUGGUUUUGAAUAACAAUGCUUUCCAAUUACACAAAUUGAAUUAAUCAGUUUUAAAUUCAACAUAUUUGGAUUUUUACUUUGAUGACUCAAAAAAAAAUUAAGAAAAAUUAAAAAUUUUAAAAAUACGAAACUUGCAUAUUUAACACUCAAGAAUAGUUAUUAUAAUUAAGUGCCUUAUUUUUUAAUUUAACGUGAAAUGUAGUAUAAUAACUUUUUAAACUCAAAUGUGCUAAGUGUUCCAACUGUACAGUACUGUUCCAACUGUACAGUACCAUCUUACUUGUAAAAAGUGUUUUGGAAGUUUAUUAAGUACUUCCAUUUUAUUCAUAUUUUGUGUGCUCUGUUUACAAAACAGUUUUUAAUCUGGUUUUUAUUUUCAGUUUUAAUAAGACUUGACAAUUGUUAGUAUCAUCCUCUUAAACAUUUGAGUAUAUUUAUAAAUAAAGUAUUAAAAAAGA